AUGAAAAGAAAACAACAAGACGAGAAGGAAAGAACAAGAGGCAACAACGACCUUCAUGUGAAACGAACUCGAUCAAGUAAUCGAAUAUCGGCAGAAGUACAUCAUCAAUCCGAGGACGUUAUUUCAUCAAACAACAAUAUUGCAAGUCAAUCUCCUACAGGGGAAAAAGAGAACAUUAUCGGCUCAGAAGAUUCGGAGGAAGACAGAGAAAUAAAUCUCAACAACAAUAAUGCUACGCUACCAGAAUCGCAGUCGAAGGCUGAUAGGUCACCGAGUCGUCCUACCUUAAGCCCAAUCAAAGCUCAGAGUCAAUCUACCCCCAAGUCCUCACGGUAUGGCGACAAAUUAUUCGCAACGCCUAUCAAAGUCAAAGGUAUAACUGGGACAGAUGAAACUCCACGCCUUCGACGCAACAUUGAUCGCUCGGCCAGAAGGAAGAGUACUAGAACCCUUAUUGAACGUACAGUAUUAGGCCUCAAUAGCGACAAUGAUGAUGAGGAAGAGGACAUUGCGAACCAGAUAUAUGAUUCAGACGAAGAUGGCGAAGUCAGGAUAGGCAACGGCGAUACAAUUCAAGUAUCGGAAGAUCUACGCGAACCUUCUACUCCCUCUAAGCGUGGACGGGGGCAAUUGAAAGGAACAAAGGCUCGGCAAAGAUCAUUGACACCACCUCAGGACCUUACAGCUCACGAAUUAUACUUCUCUCAAAAUAGGCCAGGGAGGUCCAAAACUGCGAAUUCCAAUCUAUCUUCUCUGGCAUUACUAGAUCACGAAGAAUACUUCAGUCUUGCUCGGAGCUACAAAGACCAGCACGAAGAUGAUAUGAACUUUCUCCAAGAUGUACAUGCCAAAUCUUUCAACCAAUGGCAAUUUGAGCUCGGCCAGGACUUCAACAUUUGUGUUUAUGGUUGGGGUUCAAAAAGGUCUCUUCUUCUCAAAUUUGCUGAACACAUCUAUAACACCAUGACUAAUCAUUCUCGGCAGAGAAUAGUCGUGGUGAAUGGUUAUGUACAAAAUCUCACAAUUCGAGAGCUUUUGAAUACAAUAGCCUGUUCUAUCUUUGGUCAUGGCACGAAAAUAGGUUCACAGCCCGCAGAAAUGCUUGAAAAUCUCACGAAUAUACUUGAUGGAGACAAAAGUCAACAUGUGACUUUAAUAAUCCAUUCUCUCGACGGAUCUGCUCUUCGUCGCCCUGCAUCCCAAACGAUACUCUCACGUUUGAGUUCUCACCCGCAGGUGCAUCUAGUCGUGUCUGUAGAUCACCCUUCCUUCCAUUUGCUUUGGGAUAGUUCGCUUCGCUCAGCCUUCAACUUUCUAUUUCACGAUUGUACAACUUUUCUACCUUACACAGUAGAAGUCGACGUUGUAGAUGAAGUACAUGAACUUCUGGGGAGGAGCGGACGCAAAGUAGGGGGUAAAGGAGGUGUAAGCUUUGUGCUCAAGAGUUUGCCUGAGAAUGCAAAGAAUCUUUUCAGAGUCUUGGUAGGGGAACAACUUGCAACUAUGGAUGAAAACCUCGUAGGUGAGCAUAAUGAUGACGAUGAAGAUGGCGUACAUGGAGCUGCUAGUAGGAAGAGUGAGCCUGGUGUAGAAUACAGGGUGCUAUACCAGAAAGCUGUUGAGGAGUUCAUUUGCAGUAAUGAAAUGAAUUUCAGAACGUUGUUGAAAGAAUUUCAUGAUCACCAGAUGAUAGAGAGUAGAAAAGAUGCUCUGGGGACAGAGGUACUAUUUGUACCUUUUAGAAAGGAGGAAUUGGAAAAUAUUCUUGAGGACAUUGUAUCGUAA
Messenger RNA from Botrytis byssoidea, 1785 nucleotides. RefSeq lists its product as uncharacterized. Bases 1 to 1785 code for a protein of 594 amino acids. The transcript has 2 exons. NCBI's taxonomy places the organism in Eukaryota, Fungi, Ascomycota, Leotiomycetes, Helotiales, Sclerotiniaceae. Gene Ontology annotation, molecular function: DNA replication origin binding. The record is from RefSeq and is a predicted model, not a curated record. Gene Ontology annotation, biological process: DNA replication. Gene Ontology annotation, cellular component: nucleus; nuclear origin of replication recognition complex.